UGCGCAGUUGGGCCCACAUUUCCACCAAACUAAAUCACGAACUGACAGAUCCAUGCUCCCCAUUCUCUUCAAAGUAUCUGUGCCGUCCACGUCUCACUUCAAAAAUCGAAGCCAGCGGCGAAUAGAGACCCGUGUGGCACUGACCAAAUGGACCAAAAAUAUCCAACGGCAACUAUUCAAUGCGUUUUAAUCUUUUCUAUUUAUAUCGACAGCUAUUCGCUAUUGCCUUUCGCUUUCUACUUCCCACCUUCUGUCUUUUUUCUUAUGAUUUCUACAUGCAGAUGAACAAGUAGAUACCCAGAUUUUUUUCAACUUUUGUUUUGUGCUCUCUGGCGACUGACGGCCUAUUCGGUGGAAUGAAUCAACUCACCGUCAUCAAGACCAUCAAUUCUCGCCGGAGAAGGUUAAAAAUCCGGCGGCUCAAGUACACAUGUAAAACGAAGACGUAUGUCACUAUCCCCGGCGAUCAGAAGACAGAAUCUACCGACUCUGUUCACGAAACAAAAGCGAGUGAUUGUUCGGCGGAGAUAUCGUUAUCAUUAACAUCCUCGUCAGAUAACGCUCCCUCUAAAAACGAAGUCGUUAUAUCUAGUUUCGAAGAAAAUGAAUUCAAGAAAAGCGACGAUUUGCAGGGUUUUAAGCGUGUAUCAUAUGGAUCCGUUUCGGUGAUAGGGAGGAGGAGAGAGAUGGAGGAUGCAGUGAGAGUAGAAUUAGGUUUUACGUGCAAAGGAGGCGAAAAGUACGACUUUUUUGGUGUUUAUGAUGGCCACGGUGGGGCUCGCGUGUCGGAGGCGUGCAGGGAGAGGUUGCACAGAGUGCUUGAGGAGGAGAUAGUGGAGGGUAGAGCAGGAAUGGGAAUAGAGUGGGACAAGGUGAUGGAAGGGUGUUUUCGGAGGAUGGAUGAGGAAGUAGAGAAAGAUAAGAUGAUGGGGUCCACGGCUGUGGUGGCGGUGGUCGGCAAAGAUGAGGUGGUUGUGGCCAAUUGUGGGGAUUCCAGAGCUGUGCUUUGUAGGGCUGGUGUAGCUGUGCCAUUGUCCGUUGAUCAUAAGCCUGACAGACCCGAUGAAUUGGAGAGAGUUGAAGCUGCUGGAGGAAGAAUUAUCAACUGGAACGGACACCGUGUUCUAGGAGUUCUUGCUACUUCCAGAUCUAUAGGUGAUCGGUAUCUUAAACCGUUUAUAAUAUGCAAACCUGAAGUCACCGUGAAUAAACGAACUAAAAAUGAUGAAUUCUUGAUAUUAGCCAGUGAUGGGUUGUGGGAUGUCAUUUCCAACGAAGUUGCAUGCCAGAUUGUGAGGAGAUGUUUAAGAGGGCGGAUGAGAAGGAAAUACCAAGAAGUCUUGAGUGAAGGUCGUGCAGCUGAGGCAGCAGCAGUGCUAGUGGAGCUAGCAAUUGCUCGGGGUAGCAAAGAUAACAUUAGUGUGGUAGUGGUUGAGCUGAAUAAACUUGGUAUUUCUUAUUAGAUACCUCAUCUCUGGUACCAUUAGCAAGUCUUGAAACUUACCAUCAUGAUCUUGGAAGUGAAAAAUUGAUGAUUUGGGUGUAGUCAUGAUUCAUGACUUCGUGUAAAUGGUUGAAUUGUAGAAAUUCUUUUCAGUUCUUCGUAUCCUACUUCUACGAGGGUCAUAACAAGGUUAUGGCCUUUGGUUAAGAUAUGUACGUACUUGUGGUUUUUUCCCCGCUCUCUUACAUAUUUUCAACCAUUUUUACUGGAUAAUUGUUCGUUUAUUAAUUUCGAUAUAAUUUGAUUAAUUAAUAUGCUUUGUUAUUUUUA
This is a messenger RNA of Hevea brasiliensis (rubber tree), 1774 nucleotides long. RefSeq names its product probable protein phosphatase 2C 8. The record is from RefSeq and is a predicted model, not a curated record. Gene Ontology annotation, molecular function: protein serine/threonine phosphatase activity; cation binding. Gene Ontology annotation, biological process: protein dephosphorylation. Gene Ontology annotation, cellular component: nucleus; cytosol. The transcript has 3 exons. NCBI's taxonomy places the organism in Eukaryota, Viridiplantae, Streptophyta, Magnoliopsida, Malpighiales, Euphorbiaceae. The coding region runs from base 357 to 1463 and encodes 368 amino acids.